Molecule: messenger RNA, 558 nt
Organism: Acyrthosiphon pisum (pea aphid)
Lineage: Eukaryota; Metazoa; Arthropoda; Insecta; Hemiptera; Aphididae
Exons: 1
Coding region: 1-558 (185 amino acids)
Source: RefSeq, a predicted model, not a curated record
AUGGAAACGUUACCAGAAGUUUUUAAAAAAAAUUACCCUAAUUGUAGAUGCAUUAUUGACUGCACAGAAAUUCGUGCAGAACAGCCUAAAACUGUGGAGCAGAGGGUUUGUAUGUAUUCACAUUAUAAAGGAGGAUAUACUAUUAAAGUACUUGUUGCCAUUACUCCAAAUGGAAUGGUUAGCUUUUUGUCUAAAUCGUAUGGUGGUAGAUCCAGUGACAGUUAUAUCACUAACGAUUCUGGUUUUUUGAAUAAACUUGAACCUGGUGACCAGGUCCUUGCGGAUAAGGGGUUCCCUGGAAUAAAAACAGGUGUUGAUGGUCAAAACAGUAUUCUUGUAAUUCCUCCCAUGCUCCAUAAUGGUAGAUUUACCGAGGAAGAAGUUCUAAGCACUUAUAAUGUUGCUAGUGUUAGAAUACAUAUUGAGAGGCUUUUUGCUAGGUUAAAAACGUUUAAUGUACUUAAUAAAAUAACAUCUGAUCUAUUGGUAUAUAUAGAUAAUAUUUUAUUUAUCUGUUGUGUGUUAGUAAAUUUAAGCAAUCCAAUAAUAAAACAAUAA